GAGGGGCUCGUUCCUUUUGUCGUCAUGUCUGGCCGCGGAAAGCAGGGAGGCAAGGCUCGCGCCAAGGCUAAAUCCCGUUCGUCUCGAGCCGGGCUGCAGUUUCCAGUGGGCCGCGUGCACCGUUUGCUCCGCAAGGGUAACUACGCCGAGCGUGUGGGUGCCGGAGCUCCGGUUUACAUGGCGGCGGUCCUGGAGUAUCUAACUGCUGAAAUUUUGGAGCUGGCGGGAAACGCAGCUCGGGACAACAAGAAAACCCGUAUCAUCCCCCGCCAUUUGCAGCUAGCAGUACGCAACGACGAGGAGCUCAACAAACUCCUCGGGGGAGUCACCAUUGCUCAAGGCGGUGUCCUGCCAAACAUCCAAGCCGUUUUGCUGCCCAAGAAAACCGAGAGCCACAAGCCUGGCAAAAGCAAAUAGACGUUAAGGGGGACUAGACUUGUGUCCCUCCACACCCCUCCCCCCCAAAACGGCUCUUUUAAGAGCCACCCUCAUCUAUCAGAUUAAGGGGCUAUUAUCACUAAACAAAAACAUCAAGUUUAUAAUAAAUGGCAUUUCAG
Dromiciops gliroides (monito del monte) is the source of this 557-nucleotide messenger RNA. RefSeq names its product histone H2A type 2-B. Gene Ontology annotation, molecular function: DNA binding; protein heterodimerization activity; structural constituent of chromatin. The record is from RefSeq and is a predicted model, not a curated record. The transcript has a single exon. Bases 25 to 417 code for a protein of 130 amino acids. Gene Ontology annotation, cellular component: nucleosome. Lineage: Eukaryota; Metazoa; Chordata; Mammalia; Microbiotheria; Microbiotheriidae.